AUGACGGGGGUGAGUGAUGUCAUCAUGUGUCGGGGUUUCUUUGUGACCCUUGAUGGCCAAGCCCAAGACUUAUUCGCAUCGUUACCUAAAGGGUCCAUCUCGGCCUUUGCUGACCUCUCAGGGCAGUUCUUGUCAUAUUUCGCAAGCAGUAUCCCCAAGAAAAAGCAGUUCACCAACCUGUGCAAGUUGGACCAGUGGAGCAUGGAAAACCUGGCCGAUUACCUAUCUAGAUGGAAGAAAGAAGCAAGAUCGCUCGCGAAUUUUGAUGAGAAGAUGGCUAUACCGAUCUUCACUAGUAAUAUCCGAUCUAGGCCAUUCCACCGAGACCUAGUCCAGAAUCCCCCAAAGACAUAUGCUGCAUUGCUAGACUGCGCGACGAGAUUUGCCGAGGCAGAAGAGGCAGAAAGUAAGAAGGAGGAGGAGGAACAAGGAAGAUGGGGCACCCCAAGAGUACCGUCGGGCACCGAGACCCCCGCACCCGGACCAAGGGCCGUAGUUGGCCCCGUUGCAUUGUCUGACCCCAUUGACGUAUUCGACCCAAACAAGUACUAUCGUUUCCAUCAACAACACGAGCAUGACACCGACGAGUGCAUGAUCAUCAAGUGGCAGAUUGAGAAACUCAUUCAGAGGGGCUACCUCGGUCAAUAUGUCAAAAGAUCGGGGCAAGGCAGAGGUCAAGGACCGAGCAACAUAUGGAAGAAGAAGGGUGGUUUUGAGCUACCACAUCGUGAUGCCUUAGUGAUCACACUAGACAUCAACAACACCAUCGUGCACGGAGUACUAGUUGACAUAGGGAGCUCAGUGAAUGUCAUGUAUUAUGACACGUUCACCAAGCUCGGCCUAUCAAGAAAGUAG
This is a messenger RNA of Ipomoea triloba (trilobed morning glory), 855 nucleotides long. RefSeq lists its product as uncharacterized. Bases 1 to 855 code for a protein of 284 amino acids. The record is from RefSeq and is a predicted model, not a curated record. Lineage: Eukaryota; Viridiplantae; Streptophyta; Magnoliopsida; Solanales; Convolvulaceae. The transcript is spliced from 2 exons.